This is a messenger RNA of Oncorhynchus keta (chum salmon), 4148 nucleotides long. RefSeq lists its product as uncharacterized. The record is from RefSeq and is a predicted model, not a curated record. NCBI's taxonomy places the organism in Eukaryota, Metazoa, Chordata, Actinopteri, Salmoniformes, Salmonidae. The transcript has 2 exons. The coding region runs from base 287 to 1150 and encodes 287 amino acids.
UGGUACUUCUCCUUGUUGGCUGUGUGAGCGCACCAGAGGAGUGUCACCUAAAGUCGACGAUUCGUAUCGAAAUGUGAGGCAAACGACGGGGAAUUUCAAACAACAUUGCCUAAAUGAUGGAACUGAUAAAAUGGCAGAGAAAACCAUGACCUGACCUGUAUCUGGGCUGGACUAUCUUGUCAUUAAUCAAGCCUAUUACAUUGUAUCUGAAUCCAUAAGACAAUUAAGUCAUAUGCAAUCAUAAAAAUAUCUGAGUUACACAGUACCCAUCAUCAAGCCUAGAGAGAUGGUCCUUUCCGAGAAGAGCUCCAGGGCCUCGGGGCCUAAGAAAGCAUGCAGAAAAUGGGGCCUAUGGCCCCAGAGUUUCCCCUCCCCGGCCCUGUGCUGCGCCUGUGGCCUGGGGAUCAUGCUGGCAGGCAUCAACAUCACCUUGGUGGGGGCUUUCACUUUCAAGUCCUUCAUCCCCGCCAGCAACCCAUCCAUCGUCAUUGGGCCACUGCUCCUAAUAGUGGCUCUGUCCUUUUUUGGGGCAUGCUGCAUGUGUAGCCGACGGGCUCCGGCCCGCGAUACCCGUAAGGCAAAGGGGGGCGAGAGCUGGGGGCUGAUGCGGAUGGGGGCCGGCGCAACGUUUGAGAUGGAGACGAGCGAACACACGCUGCAGGACACCACCGCCGUGCAGCUCAGUCCCACCAACUCCCCGACCUCCUCCCACAAGUCUAGUAACUCCACCCAUAGGGACACCCCUGCACUGCGGGCCUGUGAGGAUGACCCUGCCUCCAGGGCCUGCGAGCUCACCACCUCAGAGACCUAUAAUAUAGAUGUGACACCUGAUGACCAGGUCUUGACCGCAGAGGACCAGGCAAUGACCUCUGAGGACCAGGCAUUCACCACUGAGAACAAGGCAUUGACCACUGAUGACCAGGCAUUGACCUCUGAGGACCAGGCAUUGACCUCUGAGGACCAGGUAUUGCCCUCUGAGGACCAGGCAAUGACCUCUGAGGACCAGGACACCCCUGCACUGCGGGCCUGUGAGGAUGACCCUGCCUCCAGGGCCUGCGAGCUCACCACCUCAGAGACCUAUAAUAUAGAUGUGACACCUGAUGACCAGGUCUUGACCACUCAGGACCAGGCAUUGGCCUCUGAGGACUAGGCAUUGUCAUCUGAGGACUAGACAUUGACCUCUGAGGACCAGGCAUUGACCUCUGAUAUUGAUUAUAAGGAGAGCAUCCAGAUGAAGGCUAUACACAAGCCUUACCUAACAUAGCAGGGCUGUCUCCUGGUUAUUACAUAAGCUGGUGCCGUAUACUCCUCUGGUACUGUAUACAGUGCAUUUGGAAAGUAUUCAGACCCUUUCACCUUUUCUGCAUUUUGUUACGUUACAGCCUUAUUCUAAAAUGUAUUAAAUCAUUUUUCAAUCUACACACAAUACCCCACAAAGCAAAAACAUUUUUUUAUAUAUAUAUAAAUAUAAAUAUUUGUAUUUUAUUUAUUUAAAUGGCAAUAUAACAUUUACUUAAGUAUUCAGACCCUUUACUCAGUACUUUGUUGAAGCACCGUUGGCAGCAAUAACAGCCUUCGAGUCUUCUUGGGUAUGACGCUACAAGCUUGACACACCUGUAUUUGGGGAGUUUCUCCCAUUCGUCUCUGCAGGUCCUCUCAAGCUCUGUCAGGUUGGAUGGGGAGCGUCACAGCACAGCUAUUUUCAGGUCUCUACAGAGAUGUUUGAUUGGGUUCAAGUCCGGGCUCUGGCUGGGCCACUCAAGGAUACUCAAAGACUUGUCCUGAAGUCACUCCUGGGUUGACUUGGCUGUGUGCUUAGGGUCGCUGUCCUGUUGGAAGGCGAACCUUCGUCCCAGUCUGAGGUCCUGAGCGCUCUGGAGCAGGUUUUCAUCAAGGAUCUCUCUUUUCUUUGCUCCUUUCAUCUUUCCCUCGAUCCUGACUAGUCUCCCAGUCCCUGCUGCUAAAAAACAUCCCCACAGCAUGAUGCUGCCACCUCCAUGCUUCACCGUAGGGAUGGUGCGAUGUUUCCUCCAGAUGUGACACUUGACAUUCAGGCCAAAGAGUUUAAUCUUGGUUUCAUCAGACCGGAGAAUCUUAUUUCUCAUGGUGAGAGUUCUUUAGGUGCCUUUUAGUAAACUCCAAGCAGGCUGUCAUGUGCCUUUUACUGAGGAGUGGCUUCCAUCUGGCCACUCUACCAUAAAGGCCUGAUUAGUGGAGUGCUGCAGAGAUGGUUAUCCUCCUGGGUGGUUCUCCCAUCUCCACAGAGGAACACUGGAGCUCUGUCAGAGUGACCAUCGGGUUCUUGGUCACCUCCCUGAUUGCUCAGUUUGGCCGGGCGGCGAGCUCUAGGAAGGGUCUUGGUGGUUCUGAACUUCUUCCAUUUAAGAAUGAUGGAGGCCACUGUGUUCUUGGGGCCCUUCAAUGCUGCAGAAAUGCUUUGGUACCCUUCCCCAGAUCUGUGCCUCGACACAAUCGGAGCUCUACGGACAAUUCCUUCGACCUCAUGGCUUGGUUUUUGCUCUGACAUGCACUGUCAACUGUGGUACCUUAUAUAGACAGGUGUGUGCCUUUCCAAAUCACGUCUAAUCAAUUGAAUUUACCACAAGUGGACUCCAAUCAAGUUGUAGAAACAUCUCAAGGAUGAUCAAUGGAACAGGAUGCACCUGAGCUCAAUUUCGAGUCUCAUAGGAAAGGGUCUGAAUACUUAUGUAAAUAAGGUAUUUCUUCUUUUUUUUCAUAUAAAUUUGCAUUUCUAACAUUUCUAACACAUUUCUAAAAACCUGUAUUCGCUUUGUCAUUAUGGGGCAUUGUGUGUAGAUUGAUGAGGAUUUUUUAAAAUAAGGCUGUUACGUAACAAAAUGAGGAAAAGGGGAAGGGGUCUGAAUACUUCCCGAAUGCACUGUAAACUGUGGGUACUGGAGUCUCUGGUCAAGAAGUUUCAUCCUGGAUAUUUUUGGGGGAUCAUUUGAACUCAUUAAUGGCCAUGAUCUACGGUGGGCUGUCGUCAUGAACCCAAUUGUAAAAUGGGAUGAAGUGCAUGUUCGAAAAACGAAAAACAAAUCAAUAUGUUCUACUGUGCAUAUUUUUAAAGGACUGUUACAUUAUGUAUUUAAACUUAACCUUGUCCCCAGACUCAAUUGCUAUGACAGAAAGCCGGCUGAAGGAUGAGGUUAAUUCAGACGUGGAAAGAGGUGUUGACUAGAUUAUCUCAGAUAUUAUAAGAGCAAGCUCUGCCAGUCAGUCUCAGCGUCAGUUAAUGUCUGCGUCCCAAAUGGCACCAUAUUCCCUUUAGGGCUCUGGUUUAAAGGAGUGCACUAUAAUGGAAAUAGGUGCCAUUUGGGACACGUAAAUAUGAGGAGGGGAAAAAAUGAAGAAGAGGAGAACUAAGCCUCUGAUUCGUUGUAGAUUGUGUCGGUCUCCCUGUCUGGCUAAAUCUAGUCCGCAGUAUGAUAAAAAAAUCAUGUUAAUCUUGUUUGAAUGUUGUACUAAGAUCUGGGGACUGUGGGGAGGAUGAUGGCUACAUUUACAGCAAAACCCCCUUUGGCGAGGAGCUUAUAUGAAGUACAGUUAAAUAAUUUAAAGGGACAGUUCACCCAAAUUAGACAAAUCCAGUAAGCAAUCUUUGGACAACGUAAAACAGCAAUCUGUGCUUUGGUUUUGUGUACCUGGCCACCUGACUACAUAUCCGUUAAGGAAACCAAGAUGUAAUGUAGUAAUUUGGGUGAACUAUGCCUUUAAGACUGUAAAAACAUCAUGGCCAGUACCAGCAUAGACCCUGCACAGACCCUGUCCUACUAUUUUGAGGUAUUCUUAUUUAUUUUCUUGGCCUAUUGGUAAAUCCUGUUACCUUGGACACCGUAUGUACAGUACAAAGGGACAACUUAGUAUUUACAGCAAAGUAAGGCUCCUUUCGUCAUGAAAGCUGGUGAAUCAUUGGCUAGCAGAAACUGUGAUUCCUGUCAUUUUCUCUCUGUGUCACCUGCAGGUAUUGCCUUGUAGUACUAAUGUAGAGCAUUAAAAUACAUAUGUCCUUUGUAUUUUUUUCUUAUACUGUAUGCUAGGAUGAGGGAGAUGUUAUUCGAUGUAACUGUUGUACAAUAAAUGUGAUGGGUUUGUUGGGAAAACAUAAAGAAAAUACUGUUUGCAAC